AUUAGAAUUUGUAAUUUGAGUGACUGAAUUUUCAGUUCCGAUGCAUUUGCGACCAGAUCGGAAUUCAUGCUACUUUUACGUCAAUCCAACUCUACACCCGUCAUACUUUCGCGCUAUGGGGAAGGAAAGACAGACGACAUAGAAUGGGAGAAUUUCAUUUUAACAUUUUAAUGUGCAGGCGCAAGACGAUUUCGGAUUUCCAUCAUGAAGGUACAUAUGUUCCUGAGGGUGAUCUGGAUGACAGUUUGCGCUGCGAACUUUUCUCCGCCAGUGGUAAAGAUCAGUCUUGACGACCCUGCCGAAAAGCGAUGGGAACCGCUGCUGAAAUUAUUUGAUAAAGAAUUCUUGAAAAAAGCAGCAGCAGAGGUGAUUGACACGACUAUUCCAAAAUGGGUGCACCAUGCUAUCAUCCCUGUAGUCCGAGCCCUGGAAAAAUAUGUACCCCAGCCAUACGCGGGCGAGAUUAAGGGCAUGGCUUCGUAUUUUGAGUCUGACAUCUCUGACAUUGUUCUUCUCAACUUUGCCUACGAAGUUUCUGCGUUCUGCAGCAGCAUUGUAGCUCAAGACACUAAGGGAAAUAUUUACCAUGGCCGAAACUUGGACUACCACUUUAAUGUGCUCAGAAAUCUUACUGUUGAUAUCCUGUUCAUGAAAAAUGGAGAGGUGGCAUACAGGGGAACUUCUUUUGCUGGUUAUGUUGGAUUGUGGACUGGGCAAAGUGCCAACAAGUUUACUGUGUCUGGGGAUGAACGAGAUAAAGGUCAGUGGUGGGAAAAUGUCAUUGCAGCAUUCCUGCUAAAGAGUUCUCCUGUCAGCUGGCUUGUGAGAGAGACUCUCGAGAAUGCCAUCGACUUCCAGGACGCAGUGAUGAGGCUGGCUAAAGUGCCAAUCAUCGCUGACUUGUACUACAUUGUGGGUGGGGUCCAGCCAGGAGAGGGUGUGGUCAUUACCAGAGACAGGAGCGGGCCUGCAGAUAUCUGGCCUCUAGAUCUGGUCAAAGGAGCCUGGUAUAGGGUUGAAACGAACUAUGACCACUGGCAACCUGCACCUAAACAAGAUGACAGAAGGGACGUAGCUAUUAAAGCGUUGAAUGCUACUGGCCAAAAUAACAUCAACAUGCGCUCACUUUAUGAGAUUUUAUCAGUGAUUCCAGUGUGCAAUAGCAUCACCAUCUACACGACAGUAAUGACCGCAGGCUUGCCAGAGGAGUACAGAACCAUAGUCAGGGAGACAUGCACCAAGUCCAUUAGGAAAGGGGCUGUUAGUUUCAACUGGAAUCUUUAGUUCCAAAUUCACAUACAAACAUGAUGCUUCAUUCGUCUGAGGAAUAGUGGUAGUAUGGACUGGGAAUGUAAGGACUGCAAGGUGAAGCAGUGGUCUUUAAAGUUGAUCAUCAUAAGAAAACCUAUCAUGCUUCUCUUAAAAUUCAUUUAAUAGUCAGAAAACUGUUUUUCUGUAGAGUAAUUUUAACUUUAGUUUUAAUGUAACUUUGUAACAUGGUUUUGACCUUAGGCCUACAAGACUAAAGGUUUUGUCUUGCAUUUGAAGUAUUUUAUGUGUGACAGCAACUGUGACAAGAUGCGUAAAGUCACAUUCUUGUGAACUUCGCCUUAAUUAUGUAAACUUUUAUCUCCUGUAGUUCAUUUGGUAGAGUACGGUGCUAGCAAUCUUCAGGUCAUGGGCUGGAUUUCCAAGAAGCAUGUGUUUUCAUAUUAAUAAAUAUAUAUGUCACUCUUGAUAAGAGUGUGCCAAAUGCUAAAAAUGUAAUGUAGCUGUAUUAUGUACUACUGUUGGAUUCACAAAAGGUUUUGUGUUGUGUCAUACACUGAGGUGAUUGGUUAGCACUGUAUUAAGCCUUUAAUGUUAUUGUCAUUAAUGACAUAAGGGAUUUAUUAUGGUUAAUGUUCUAAAAUCGUUUGUUGUUUAACCCUGUUGUCAAAAUUGCUGAAAAGGCCAUUGUAAAAAUGUGUUGAUCUGCACUAUAAAGCAUUAGAUAUCUUGGUUAAUAUAUAUCUUCGUUAAUAAAGUAUUAUAUAUUCUGUUUCCCAUCA
Messenger RNA from Electrophorus electricus (electric eel), 2051 nucleotides. NCBI's taxonomy places the organism in Eukaryota, Metazoa, Chordata, Actinopteri, Gymnotiformes, Gymnotidae. The record is from RefSeq and is a predicted model, not a curated record.